AUGUCGGAAUCUCAAGCCCACCCAGGAGGACCCUCCCCCUCACCUCCGCCACGCCCCCCCGUUGCCCUGACUCCCGGCCCACGCGCGGCGCGUCUGCAACAAGUAUUCGACCAGGCGCUCAAACGUACUCUGCGCGCCAACUCGUUUGCCAAUUUCUCCAGCUGUUUCCCCACGCCCGCGACAUACGUGCCCGCCAGUCUGGAGUCGGUGUGGCGGCAGCUGAACGCGAAGCUGGAGGAAAGCGCCUCGGCGGAAUUCCAGGAUAUCAUUGCUGAGCGGGAUGCAGUGCGCCAGCUGAAUGAGCUGGAUCGGUUAGUCGGGGAGGCAAGGCUGAGGAAGGAGAAUGAUGCGCAGAACGCGAUUGCUCCGCAUACGCUUGGUGCGGAGGAACUUUACCAAGCACACUUGAUACCAUAUUUCAAAGAGGUGGAGGCAGAGCUUAAUACAAAGUUGGAGACUACGCAGGACGAAAACACGAAGCUUGCGGCCCGGAUCCAGGCGCAGAGAAUGGAGAUACAGGGUUUGCUCUCGAAUCUGGAGACCGUGGUUGCGGAUUUGGACCAUGCGGCCACCGCGGCGGCGCAGUUCAGCGACCAACACCACCUUCGGCAGGAGGCGGCGGAUAUGGAUGCAGAGGUAAAAGCUAUGGAAGAUUGA
Penicilliopsis zonata CBS 506.65 is the source of this 657-nucleotide messenger RNA. RefSeq lists its product as hypothetical. Bases 1 to 657 code for a protein of 218 amino acids. The record is from RefSeq and is a predicted model, not a curated record. Gene Ontology annotation, cellular component: MIS12/MIND type complex. The transcript is spliced from 2 exons. NCBI's taxonomy places the organism in Eukaryota, Fungi, Ascomycota, Eurotiomycetes, Eurotiales, Aspergillaceae. Gene Ontology annotation, biological process: chromosome segregation.